AUGUCAGAUGAUACAUAUGACCUCGGAGGAGGCAUGUUUGAAGAGCCUGAAGGAUAUGUUCAACCUCCACCAGAGUCUCAUUUCGUUGAGUACGAAAGAAUUCUGGGAAAGGCCAAUCCAGCAAAAAUUCAGUUGAAACUAGUUGGAAAAUCACCAUUGUGGGGUCACUUAUUGUGGAACGCAGGUAAAUAUACGGCUAACUACCUUGAUGAGCACUCUGAAGAGCUUGUUAAAGGCAAGAAGGUUCUUGAAUUAGGAGCAGCAGCUGGUUUACCAUCACUUAUAUGUGCAGUUAACGGCGCUUCGAAGGUCAUUGUUACCGAUUAUCCAGAUGCGGACCUCAUAUCACAUAUUCAAUACAACGUCGAUCACCUUGAGGGCGUUCCAGCAUCGACGGAUAUAAAGGUGAAAGGUUUCAUUUGGGGUCAAAACACCUCCAGUUUGUGUUACGAUAAAAUCUACGAUUCUGACGACUUGCCAAAAGUUAUCGAUGAGAAAGAAAAAUUUGACUUGGUAAUAUUAUCAGAUCUUGUGUUCAAUCACACUGAACAUCGCAAGCUAUUAUCCAAUUGUCGUGAUUGUAUGAAGAAGGACGGUGUUGCUCUUGUUGUGUUCAGUCCUCAUAGGCCAUGGUUGCUAGAGGCUGACUUACAAUUCUUUGUGACUUGCGAGGAGUUCGACUUCAAGGCGGAAAAGGUGGAACAGGUCAACUGGAAACCUAUGUUCGAUGAAGACGAAGAGACAGUUGAAGUUAGAUCUAGAGUUUACUGCUAUAAACUUGUUCCACAAUGGAAUUAG
Molecule: messenger RNA, 798 nt
Organism: Sungouiella intermedia
Lineage: Eukaryota; Fungi; Ascomycota; Pichiomycetes; Serinales; Metschnikowiaceae
Source: the annotation of a GenBank genome assembly